Sitophilus oryzae (rice weevil) is the source of this 582-nucleotide messenger RNA. RefSeq lists its product as uncharacterized. The coding region runs from base 1 to 582 and encodes 193 amino acids. The record is from RefSeq and is a predicted model, not a curated record. NCBI's taxonomy places the organism in Eukaryota, Metazoa, Arthropoda, Insecta, Coleoptera, Curculionidae. The transcript has a single exon.
AUGGGUUGGCUCCAAGCCUCAAACACAUUGAAAGUUCCAAAAAGUACCCUAAGCAGGCGAGUAGAAAACAAAAACAAAGUUUUGCAAGGAAGUAAAGUCGGCUAUUUGGGAGGAAGUAUGCCGGUAUUUUCAAAAGAUAUCGAAGGACAGCUAGUUGAUCAUAUUAAAACUUUAGAGGUGCGAUUUUUUGGGCUUAGUUCCCGUGACCUCAGGAAGUUGGCUUAUCAGUUGGCAACAAAAUUAAAACUAAAACACAAAUUCAACCAAGAAACAAAAAUGGCGGGAUGGGAUUGGUUACAGGGAUUUCUAAAACGAAAUCCAUCUAUAAGUGUUAGAACUCCGGAAGCCACGUCAUUAGCAAGAGCGCAAGCCUUUAAUAAGGUGCAGAUAGCAGCCUAUUUCGAAAGGCUUGAACAAGUACUUGAUGAAUUCAAGUUUAGUCCAGCACAGAUAUACAAUGUAGAUGAGUCUGGUCUAUCUACGGUGCAAUCAAAAAUGGAAAAAAAUUUGGCAACCAAGGGUCGAAAGCAGGUCGGUACACUAACAGCUGCUCAAAGAGGCCUACAUUUUACAUUAGUUUGA